Molecule: messenger RNA, 1041 nt
Organism: Diaporthe citri
Lineage: Eukaryota; Fungi; Ascomycota; Sordariomycetes; Diaporthales; Diaporthaceae
Exons: 4
Coding region: 1-1041 (346 amino acids)
Cellular component (GO): cytosol; cytoplasm; nucleus
Molecular function (GO): arginase activity; manganese ion binding
Source: RefSeq, a predicted model, not a curated record
AUGGUCCCUCCAACCCUCGAAGACCGCACUGCCACCGCGGCUGGCGACAGCAACGGCAGCGCCAACAAGAAGCGCAAGGCUAGCGUCUCCUACGGUCACUACAACCACUACAAGGGUCUCAACACUAGCAUGAUCAAGUCCAAGUUCCUGUCCAACCCUGAGGACUUGGGUGUGGUAGCUGUUGGCUUCUCCGGUGGACAGUGCAAGCCAGGUGUUGACGCUGCCCCCUCUGCCCUGAUCGAGUCUGGCCUGCUGACCCAGCUGCGCGAUGAGCUGGGCUACAAGCUGCAUGGCGACGACACCGUCCACCUGUACACCGACCUGGUGCCUCAGGCUGGCAACGACCCUCCUUACCGCGGCAUGAAGAACCCCAAGGCCGUCUCCGCUGUCACCCGCCGCAUCGCAGACCAGGUCUACAGCCACGCUAGCCAGGGCCGUCUCGUGCUGACCCUGGGCGGCGAUCACUCCAUCGCCGUCGGUACCGUCGGCGGCACCGCAAAAGCCAUUCGCGAGAGACUUAACCGCGAGGUCGCCGUCAUUUGGGUGGACGCCCACGCAGAUAUCAACACCCCAGAGACGUCUGGAUCUGGUAAUAUCCACGGCAUGCCCGUUGCCUUCCUAACGGGGCUAGCAAACGAGGACAAGGAGGAGUACUUUGGCUGGCUGGAAGAGUCAAACCGCCUGUCACUGCGGACUGGUGCGUUCAGCAUGUUUGACAUUGACAGACAUGGCAUCGGCCGCGUCAUGGAGAUGGCCCUCGCCCACAUUGGCAACGAUACCCCCAUCCACCUCAGCUUUGACGUCGACGCCCUCGACCCUCAAUGGGCUCCCAGCACGGGCACCCCCGUCCGCGGCGGCCUGACACUGCGCGAGGGUGACUACAUCGCUGAGUGUGUGCACGAGACGGGCAACCUGAUCGCCAUGGACCUGGUGGAGGUUAACCCCAGCCUGGUGGCCGGCGAGCAUGACCCUGGCGCUAGCGAGACGGUGCGCGCGGGAUGCAGCUUGGUCAGGUGUGCGCUGGGUGAGAGCCUCCUGUAG